Equus quagga is the source of this 3826-nucleotide messenger RNA. It is a transcript of the gene CREBZF, whose product is annotated as CREB/ATF bZIP transcription factor. Gene Ontology annotation, molecular function: transcription cis-regulatory region binding; DNA-binding transcription factor activity. The transcript is spliced from 2 exons. Gene Ontology annotation, biological process: regulation of transcription by RNA polymerase II. Gene Ontology annotation, cellular component: nucleus. The coding region runs from base 250 to 1317 and encodes 355 amino acids. Lineage: Eukaryota; Metazoa; Chordata; Mammalia; Perissodactyla; Equidae. The record is from RefSeq and is a predicted model, not a curated record.
UCCGGCCAGGCCGUUGUCUGGGUGGCGCGGUCGAGUCAUCGCUGGGCUUCGCCGCUCGGAUCUCCUAUCCCUCCCCCCGCCCCGGCGCGGGGGGUCGAGCAGCCGAGUGGGGCGGGAGGCGACCCGGACCCUCCUCUCCGUUUCGUUCUGGCCAGCUCCCCGGCUACCCGCGCUGGGGCCUGGGGUCCUUGGGGCCCGCGAGGCCCGGUCUGAGGGGCCGGGGCCUACGUGGGCCCGCAGCUGGGCCCCAUGAGGCAUAGCCUGACCAAACUGCUGGCGGCCUCCGGCGGCGAUUCCCUAACCCGCAGCGAGAGCCCGGCGCCGGCCGCGACCUGCUCCCUGCCCGCGGACUCGACCCGGGCGGCGGCGGCGGCGGCGGAGGAAGAGACGGCGGCGGCCGGAUCUCCCGGCCGCAGGCAGCUCCGCGGCGACGAGGCCGAGUUGGAGGCUGGGAGGGGGGGCCGCGGCGGUGCGGCCGUGCGCGCGCCCUCGCCCGAAGAGAUGGAGGAGGAGGCGGUCGCCAGCGUCCCCGGGGAGGAGACGGAGGAUAUGGACUUUCUGUCCGGGCUGGAACUGGCGGAUCUCCUGGACCCCCGGCAACCGGACUGGCACCUGGAGCCCGGGCUCAGCUCGCCCGGGCCUCUCUCCUCGUCGGGCGGAGGCUCAGAUAGCGGCGGCCUGUGGAGAGGGGACGACGACGACGAGGCCGCGGCUGCCGAGAUGCAGCGCUUUUCUGACCUGCUGCAGAGGCUGUUAAACGGGAUCGGAGGCUGCAGCAGCGGCAGUGACAGUGGCAGCGGCGAAAAGAGGCGGAGAAAGUCCCCAGGAGGAGGCGGCGGCAGCAGCGGCAACGACAGCAACCAGGCGGCGACAAAGAGUCCCCGGAAGGCGGCAGCGGCUGCUGCCCGUCUGAAUCGGCUGAAGAAGAAGGAGUACGUGAUGGGGCUGGAGAGUCGAGUGCGGGGUCUGGCAGCCGAGAACCAGGAGCUGCGGGCCGAGAAUCGGGAGCUGGGCAAGCGCGUGCAGGCACUGCAGGAGGAGAGUCGCUACCUACGGGCCGUCUUAGCCAACGAGACCGGACUGGCUCGCUUGCUGAGCCGGCUGAGCGGCGUGGGACUGCGGCUGACCACCUCGCUCUUCAGAGACUCGCCCGCCGGUGACCAUGACUACGCUCUGCCGGUGGGAAAGCAGCAGCAGGACCUGCUGGAAGAGGACGACUCGGCGGGAGGAGUGUGUCUUCAUGUGGACAAGGAUAAGGUGUCGGUGGAGUUCUGCUCGGCGUGCGCCCGGAAGGCGUCGUCUUCUCUUAAAAUGUAGGGUCAAGUAAUCUGCUCUUUAUCCGCGUUUACCCCUUUCAACUCCCUUACACCAUGUAAAACACUUUAGUGGGACAUCUUCACUGGACACAUUUCAGAGGAGGAAAAAAAAAAAGUAAUAUUGAAUCUUUAAGUGUUUAGCUAAAAGCAUGAAUGUGACACUGUAACCAACUCCUAAUGAUAACAUGUGACUAUUAAAUCUCUCUGACAGUUUCUUUUUUAGGUGAUUUCCUUCCUGCCAGGCUCCGUUGUAGGGGUUACAGAACAGUCGUUCCCGCCUCACAACCUGACUUGCGUGUACCUAGCUCUUCUGUCCCCAGUGUGGACAUGGCCUUGGAUGACAUCGGUUCCAACUGUACACUGAAAGCUGCUAAUAGAGAUACAGUUUGGAGACAGUGAAACAGGUGAAGUUGAAUGGAAGUUCCGAGUUGUACAAGGUGCAAAUUGGAAUUCCAAUUUUAGAGCAACUUUUCAGAGGUUGACAAUAAGUAUUGGGGGCAUGCACAAAUGUGAUAGCUAUUUUGCUUGGAGAUGACAGAAAUCUCUUAAAUAUUCAAGAAUGCCUUUUAGUUUUCUGUAGAAAAUCUAGAAAUACAGUCUAUUCAGAUUAACAGAUUUUAACCUCUCACCAAUAGAGAAGUUGGAAAUUAAUAUGCAUAUCAGACUCCUGUGUUAGUUAAUUGAAGGAGGAAUAAGAAUGGUUGAUGAAGUGUUUCUUUGAGGACCAGCACAGUGGUAACCCUAUCACUGAGUAUGAAUAAAUUGUUGAACACCUUUAUUUUUGUUGUAUUAAAAUUUUAGGUUAAAUUUUUGUAUGAUUAGAUAUUGAAGGUUGUGAAAUGUGAAUGAAAACGUGUAAAGUGAGGCUUCACAAAGAAUCUUAUUCUCCAUAUUUAAACGUAUUUGUCCUAUUUAAAAAUAGUUUUUAAAAUUGAGUGGUUCUGGCUACUUAAUGACACGAUGGACACUUUUUCCAAAGGUGGGACAUAUUUUUCCCCUGAAGUACUCUAUUAUCUAUUGUCCAGUUGUAUAAAUUGAGUUACGGUGUCCUUCAGUGUAAGAGGCAUUAAGAAAUUCUUUGUGAAACAUCACUGUUUGAUAAAGUAUAUACGUAUUUAGCAUCCUUGUUUUUCUUUGUGCUAAAGUGGAUACAGCUGUUGGGGCAGAAGAGACGGGACCAGCUGCUGGCCACAUUUCCUGCUUUAUUUUAAAAGGUAGUAUAAGAAAUGAGGAAAAAGAGGUAAUAUCAGGGCUUCUGCUGUCUUUUAUUUUAAAAUGUUCAUAAUAAGUAUUUUCCAGCAGUCCAAAGAUGUAAGUUAUCUUACACAUAAAAUGUUUUAUUUUGUUGUUAUUUGGUUAUGAAAAUGGAAUCCUUGUUCUUGCACAACUGUAAAUGUUUUGUUGCUAGAUAAUACGAUUUGAGACUGAACUUGGUCUCUGGUUUCCAGUGCAUCACAGCAUAUUUUGUAAAAUCAUCUGCACUUGAGCAUGAAUGGGUAGUAGCCAAACUCACAACCUGGAGUGAUGAACCUGCUUAUACCUAAGUGCAGGAGCAAGCCCCUCACAAUGCAGCUGCAUGGAUUUUUAGUGCCUACUGAAUUAUAUAUAUAUAUAUAUAAAAACCAAAAGUAGUUGGAAAAAUUAUUUGAAAUGACUAAUUUGUGCUAUCUUUAUGGAAUAUGUUAAAUGUAGCUUUUUGAAACAGAAGCCUUGAAUUGAAAUUUAAUUAAUACUUGAACAUUUUGUAUAUAUUUCUUUGUAUAUAAUUUUGUGCAGUACCAAUGACAAAAAUACGGUGUCAUAAUAAAACCAGGUUUGUUGAUCUUUCAGUUAUGGGCUCAAAGAGUUUAUUCAUCUCUAACAUGACAUUGGAAAAUAAUGGAUGAAAAUAGGAAAAAUGAUUGUUGUUAAUGCUGACUGUGGGUCUUAAAAGGUUCUGGAAGCAGUAAGUGCGUUUUUCUAAAGAUUAUACCAUUCCCUUGGAAUAUUUUCUUCCUAAUGUCAGUGCUUUUCCUGCAUUAUUUGAAGUUUGGGGCUGGGGAGAAACAGUAGUCAAAGCUUUCUGAAUUGGGAUGCUUUGACAUUCUAAGUGUAGAUUUUUAGAAUGUCAUUUUAUAAAUGGCAGUUUUUGGAAAUACUUGAUUAAGAACUUUUGAAAAUGGAGAUUAGUAUCACCUAUUUUUAAAGCUGCUUUGUUAGGUUCCUUAUGUUUUAACUGUCUUAGUUUCCAUUUCAUUCUCUUUUUUUUCUAAUUUUGGUGACUUAGUGAUUUUGUCAUUUUUUACAUCAACUUCAUGGUCUUGUUUUUACAUGGUAUUGCAUGUAUUUAGGACCUAUCUAACAGGGGCUUUAAAUAAAUUUGGUCAUAUUUAUGUGUAAGCACAUUUUACUGUAAAUGUUUGAGUUUCUGAAUUUACAACAGAUCUGUUUAUUUCAGUAUGUGGUAAACAAUAUCUUAAAAGUGUCCUAUUCACUACUUGUUAAUUAAAAAAGUUAUGAUUAAUAUGAAA